UUCCAAACCAAAAAAGUCCGAAACCAACGACUCCUGUGAGAGACGAUAAUGACCAAAACAAGGUGCAUGCAUGAGCAUUUUCGUAAAAUUGUACAACGAGUUAAGAAGACUCUUAGACUCUCAGCUUCCGACAAAAGUCACGGCGUUGCUGAGUUGGAUGACUUACCGGAAGAAUGUGUCUCAAUCAUAGUCUCUUUCACAAGCCCUCAAGAUGCGUGCGUCCUUGCUUCGGUUUCGAAAACCUUUGCUUCGGCGGUCAAGUCAGAUAUUGUAUGGGAGAAGUUUAUUCCGCCAGAGUAUGAAUCUUUGAUUUCUCAAUCCCGAGCUUUCAAAUUCUUAUCGAAGAAGGAGCUCUAUUUCGCUCUUUGCGACAAAUCUGUUCUAAUUGACGAUGGCAAAAAGAGCUUAUGGAUAGAAAAAGCGAACGCGAAGAGAUGUAUCAUGAUAUCAGCGAUGAACCUUGCAAUCGCGUGGGGGAAUUCUCCUCAGAGUUGGCGAUGGAUUCCAGAUCCUCAAGCUAGGUUUGAAACAGUAGCGGAGCUACUUGAAGUAUGUUUGUUUGAGAUUCGUGGCAGAAUAAAUAGUCGUGUGAUAUCUCCAAAAACUCGUUACUCGGCUUACAUUGUGUACAAGAAAUUGAAUAUAUGUUAUGGCUUUGAGAAUGUAGCCGUAGAAGUUGUAGUUGGAGUGGUGGGGCAGGAUUUAGAAGAAUCUUGUCGAAGAUAUAUAUGCUUUGAUGAGACUAUGGAUGAGCAGUUUCGAAGGAGAGAUAGGGGAAAGAACCUAGUAAAACCAGAGAGGAGAAAAGAUGGGUGGAUGGAGAUAAAGAUUGGGGAAUUCUUCAAUGAAGGAGGAUUAUUGAACGAUGAUGAAAUUGAGAUGGUUGCUUUAGAGGCUAAGCAGCGUCAUUGGAAACGUGGCUUGAUCAUUCAAGGAAUUGAAAUCCGUCCUACGAAUAUCCGGUAA
Arabidopsis thaliana (thale cress) is the source of this 966-nucleotide messenger RNA. RefSeq names its product phloem protein 2-B8 (gene PP2-B8). NCBI's taxonomy places the organism in Eukaryota, Viridiplantae, Streptophyta, Magnoliopsida, Brassicales, Brassicaceae. The record is from RefSeq and is marked reviewed. The transcript is spliced from 3 exons. Bases 49 to 966 code for a protein of 305 amino acids.